Molecule: messenger RNA, 339 nt
Organism: Rotaria sordida
Lineage: Eukaryota; Metazoa; Rotifera; Eurotatoria; Philodinida; Philodinidae
Source: the annotation of a GenBank genome assembly
AUGAACGACAAUGGACAGCAAACACGAGGCAUCAUCAAAGUCAAAUUCGAUGAACAAGAAGAGGACGCAUCGUUGUUCGAUCAAAAUACACUGCUCAAACGUGGCUCUAUCAAUUCAAAAACGAUUCUCAUUGCCAACAAGCCCAAGACACUGAAAAAGAUCAACAUUUCAUUCAAAAAAAGUCUAGGUUUCAAUCUCGGCAUUGGUCUCGCCGAUCAAUGGAAUUUUCGUUCUGUCACUGUGCUUGAUAUGCAAUCCAAUUCCAGUUACAAAUUUUGUCCGACAUCGAAUUCACCGAUGAUCAAGAGCGGCUCGAAUCUGACGUACAAAUUGUGUUGA